Messenger RNA from Postia placenta MAD-698-R-SB12, 591 nucleotides. RefSeq lists its product as hypothetical. The record is from RefSeq and is a predicted model, not a curated record. The coding region runs from base 1 to 591 and encodes 196 amino acids. The transcript is spliced from 4 exons. NCBI's taxonomy places the organism in Eukaryota, Fungi, Basidiomycota, Agaricomycetes, Polyporales, Adustoporiaceae.
AUGCCUGUGCUCGACCUUCAGUCUUUGCCUGAGGCUAUACUUGAGACAUCCACAUUGCACGCUGCGGCAGCUCUCAUUGCUGUUGCAGCUGUGGAAGAUCAGCAAGACGAACUAUAUCGACAAAAGAUCGACACAUGCAAGCGGUUGCGCUCGUCCUCCAGUGCUCUGGACACCCCAAACAGCACACUCCAGCUGCAUCCGAUGUCGCUGGUGUCGCUGGCGUCCCUCUUAGGAACGUCAGGGGUGGGGACAGCGUACGACUUGAAGUUGAUACGCGUCCCGGCAAGACUAGCAACAUGGCAGGACUCAAUGCGUUCACAGAUUCCGCUGACGGCGGCAAUGUGCCAGCUAUAUUUUGCGCUGAGUACUCUCAUUCUCUUACCACUGACCAGCCCGCAACCAGGUUUUAUGGACGAUGAAGAGUACAUUAUAGAAGUGAAGGGAGGCCCCGAGGCAAGGGUCGAAUCUCGUGUGAGAGCUGAUCCUGGUGCAGGCCUUUUCGUUGGCCCUCGGGAUAAGUACCCGCUCAUAGGGCGGGGAAACCAGCGUGCACCUAAGACGAUAUAUGUCGUCCUCUCCGAUGCCAUUUAA